AUGAUUAUCCCCGUCCGUUGCUUCUCGUGUGGAAAGGUUGUCGCAGAUCUGUGGGAGCGCUACCUCCAGCUGCUGGAUGAUGGUGUGCCUGAUGGCGAUGCCAUGGACCAGCUUGGUUGCCGACGAUACUGCUGUCGUCGAAUGAUCAUGACUCACGUGGAUCUGAUUGAGAAGCUUCUUCGUUACAACUCCGCCGAGAAGGACCGCACAAAGGCUCAGAUCUAA
Messenger RNA from Penicillium argentinense, 225 nucleotides. RefSeq names its product DNA-directed RNA polymerase core subunit RPB10. The record is from RefSeq and is a predicted model, not a curated record. Gene Ontology annotation, cellular component: RNA polymerase I complex; RNA polymerase III complex; RNA polymerase II, core complex. Gene Ontology annotation, biological process: transcription by RNA polymerase I; tRNA transcription by RNA polymerase III; transcription by RNA polymerase II. Bases 1 to 225 code for a protein of 74 amino acids. Gene Ontology annotation, molecular function: DNA-directed RNA polymerase activity; DNA binding; zinc ion binding. NCBI's taxonomy places the organism in Eukaryota, Fungi, Ascomycota, Eurotiomycetes, Eurotiales, Aspergillaceae. The transcript has 4 exons.